This is a messenger RNA of Tuber aestivum (summer truffle), 2055 nucleotides long. NCBI's taxonomy places the organism in Eukaryota, Fungi, Ascomycota, Pezizomycetes, Pezizales, Tuberaceae. The record is from the annotation of a GenBank genome assembly.
AAACUGGACGUGUUUGAAUACCUGACGCGGGAUGCAUACGGGUGAGGUUGAAUUGGUAAGGGUUUUGCAACCACACGGCCGAGGGAGCCGUAGUGUUUGGACUGUCCCGGGGACCUUAUCUUUUUGAUGAUUGAUGAUAAAUAUCAGAGUCCCCCCGACGAGAAUCCACCCUCUUCAUUAUCAACUCAAGCCUACUUUCAUUUUUGACAGUGCGAGAGAACUAAUUCGUAUCUCGAUAUUUAAUCAUACCCCCAAGAAGCUCAUUCAAUCAUCACUUCCUUCCACCACUUCCGAACCAGCAUGGCACCUCACUCUCUCGAACCUGCCGAAGAGGCCCCUAGCUAUGAUAUCAAUCUCCCAUACAAGCCGGCUUCUGAGAAUGAGCAACUAAAGAAAGAGUGCGUCUCUAAAUAUCCCCAAUAUCUCCCACGAUGGGAACCGGUAUUCUUUCCACCAUGCCCGGAAUUCGAUUUCAUGGACCCUGCACUACGCGCCGAUAAGGAGAAGAGAACUCUUUUGAAAGACGCCCAACUCAAGCACAUCAGUCCCAAGAUGGGCACCGAGCUUUCCGGGGUGCAGCUAUCAUCGAUGACAGAUGCUGCCAAGGACGAAUUGGCUCUCCUGGUGUCCGAGAGGAAGUGCGUCGUUCUGCCGGACCAGGACUUUGCCGACUGGGGCCCAGCUGGUCAGCAGAACUUCGCGGCAUACUUUGGCAAGCCCAACUACCAACCCGUGACGGGGUCUGUUCCAGGCUUCCCUGGUUUUCACAUCAUUUAUCGCGACGGCAACCAGGCAGAGAUUGACAAGUUCUUCGAGCACAAAUUGACUUCUACGCUGUGGCAUCAAGAUGUUAGUUACGAACGUCAGCCUCCUGGAUACGUGAUCCUGUGCAUUCUACAAGCACCGGAAGUCGGUGGUGACACGGUCUUUGCAUCGACCACCGAGGCUUACUGGUAAGUCGCAUCCCCUUGCGAUUGUAAUACAGACCUCACCAGGCCCUGCAUUGGUUUUGAGCUAACCCGACGCCAUAGUCGCUUGUCCCCGGGCUUUCAGUCGAUGUUAGAGGGCCUCAGGGCAACCCACUCUUCGGAGAAGAUGUGCAAUUUUGCCAAAGCGAAUGGUGGGCUUUGCCGCAAGGAUCCAAUUCGCACCUCUCACCCAAUUGUUCGCGUGCACCCGGUCACUGGUGAAAAGGCACUUUUCGUCAACGGGGAAUUUAUUCGCGGAAUUGACGGCUGGAAGGGCCCCGAAUCGGACAUCCUCCUAAACUUUUUGAUCGACCACAUCACCAAGGGACAUGACUUUCAGGUCAGGCUACCCUGGAAGCCCAGGAGCGUUGUCAUUUUUGAUAACCGUACCACUUGUCGUGAGUAGCCGCAGUCAGCUGAGAAGAUGACCAAUCGGAGAGCUGAAAUGGCUAACACUAAAACUUAACCCAGACACUGCAACCGUAGAUUAUGAUGCACGGUCAGAUAAGGACAGACACAUGUUUCGUUUGGCUUCGAUGGCAGAAGUACCGAUUCCCGCGAACAAGUAAAUGGUCACAUGAAGUUACGGGCAGAGAGUGUGUGUGGGGGCUGCAAGAUAUCCUUUUGUCUUUUUUUUUGCCUUCCUGAAUGAUUUCGGUCGCUGCAAUUGCGUUUUGUUCGACUGGUUUAAUAGUCUUGGUUUGCGAUGUGCCUGGAAGGGUAGGGAUGCAAGAGGUACAAUACCCCUCUCGUGCCCAGCUUUUUCAAGGCUAUUCCCUUUUGAUGUCUUUUUGCGAUCCCUCUUUGGCCCAAGCUGUGUUUGCAUGUAGGAUACGAGUAGUACACAUAUCAGACAUUCAUUCCGUAUGGUUCCUUAUGCAUGUCUUACUUGACCAGACAGAGCGAAAAAGCAAGACAUUAAGAUACGGUAUCCACACACCCUCUUCAGAAAAUUUCCAGCGACACUAUCACCCCUCAAUUACCGGUACCGAUAACUGGUACUUGUAUCAUAAUAUGCAACAAGACGUCAUCUCUGUGCAUCCUAGACCCAUGGCCCAGAGCGAUGGUAAUCUAUAAUCUGUAAUCU